Molecule: messenger RNA, 600 nt
Organism: Ornithodoros turicata
Lineage: Eukaryota; Metazoa; Arthropoda; Arachnida; Ixodida; Argasidae
Exons: 4
Coding region: 1-600 (199 amino acids)
Source: RefSeq, a predicted model, not a curated record
AUGUCGUCCAUGUUGAAGCCGAGCGUAAACGAAGGAAAGGAACGAGUAACAGUCGACGAGCAUGGCCUCAUUGAUUUGCCUGAAAUAAUCGACUACGUCCUCGAAGAGACUGCACAGGAGGAUCUACUUUACGUUGGGAUAUCACAAGGAGUCUCUGCGUUCCUCAUCAUGGCGUCCUCGCUCCCACAAUACAACCAAAAGGAGGUACUCUACACAGCGGGUGUGCGAGAAGCGCUUGCAAAAAACACUCCAUCAGACAAGUUCAUGGCGAUGGCGUGUCAGCAACCUGCUAGUGCUCUCUGCCAAUAUUUCGAGGAAGUAGCACUGAAUUUUGAGAGCAAAUAUGUGAACAAGAAACCAGUCGUCCUGUACGACGUGUCAAACAUCACAGUCCCCAUACGGUCAAUCUACUCCACCGGAGACCAAGUCGUUCCUCCGCCAGAUGUGAAGAUCUUAUUGGACGACCUCGGUGUCGAACCAGGAGAGAGGUUCCUGAUCAAGGACUCCGAGUUCGGCCACUUCAAUUUCAGAACAGCAGCAUUUAUCAUAAAAAAAUACGUUCUUGAUCGCGUGUUGAGCUUUUUCCAGAAAUACAAAUAG